Molecule: messenger RNA, 756 nt
Organism: Adineta steineri
Lineage: Eukaryota; Metazoa; Rotifera; Eurotatoria; Adinetida; Adinetidae
Source: the annotation of a GenBank genome assembly
AUGGGUAAGAAACGUAAGAUAUCGUCAAGUGACCAUGAAGAAGUCGAAGAAGACGAAAAAGAAGUCGAAGAAGAAGACGAUGAAGAAGAAGAAGAAGACGAAGAAGAAGAACCCGAAUUACAUGAUAAAGUUCUCAGUAAAUCCGAUGCUAAAAAGAAAAUAGUACCUGGUGUUUUAUAUCUCAGUCGUAUUCCUAAUAAAAUGAAUGUAACAAUUAUUCGACAAUAUUUUGAUCAAUAUGGUCAAACUGGACGAAUAUUUUUACAACUGUCAAAGGAUGAAGGUAAAACUAAACGAGAACGUGGUGCAAAAUAUAGUGAAGGUUGGAUAGAAUUUAAAUCUAAACGUGAUGCAAAACUUAUUGCUAAACAAUUAAAUAAUCAACAAGUUGGUGGCCGAAGACGAACACCAUGGUAUGAUGAAAUUUGGAAUAUUAAAUAUCUAUCAAAAUUUCGUUGGACACAUCUUCAUGAACGAUUUCAAUAUGAAAAUGAAGUACGAAAAAAACGUUUACGACAAGAAGUUCUUCAAGCUAAACGUGAAGCAAAUUUGUAUAUUGAAAAUGUUGAAAAAGGACGUAAAUUACGUAAACUUGAGAAGAAAAUGGAAAAAAGACCAGAAGAUUUAAAUAUUCGUGAAUGGAAUUAUGAUCAACAAGAUCCACAUGAAGCUGCUACAAGACGUAAAUCUAAAAAGAAAGAACAACAAUCAACAGGUCUUACUGAAAGUUUAUUAAGACAAAUUUUUCCAUCUUAA